AUGCCAUCACCAUAUAUGGUGAAUAAUCUUCUAGUAGCACAAUUGAAAGAGUUUUUACUUGAAGAUGGAAAAAGAAUACGAUGGAGCUUAGAGAGAAUUGCGCCAGCAUUAAAAAAUCGAUAUCGAGAAUAUCAACGGCAAAAAUUACGACCAUUUACACGUUCUGUUGAAAAAGCUUAUGAAAUUCUAUUAGCCGAUAAUGAAUUUCUUUCAUUUGUAUCGGCGAAAAAUGAAAAUUUAAAAGAUGAUGAGAUAUCAUCAGAUUCAGAAGAUGAAUGGGAUCAACAAGGUGCUCAUCGUCCGAAUACAAUGAAUCAAAUGGUCUCUAAUCUUUAUGCAAGUAAUAUUGGAGCAUCUUCGCAAGGAAACUCGAACGUUCAAAUGGAAACAUCAACAAAACCUGAAGAAGAACAACAAGCAAAACGAAAGCAAACAACUGAAAAAUCAGCCAAAAAAGUCAAAAGAAAAAGACCAGCAGAAUCAACAUUGACAAAUGAUGUCGAUGGUCCUGAUGUUGAAUAUUCGACAAUAACAUUUGAACAUUUUGCUGCAUCUGAUUCUUUUAAAGAAAAUUUAAUUCGUCGAAUUUAUUUCGUAUUACGACCAGAAGGAUUUAUUCAAAAUGGUAAAACUCCACCACGUGGAUUUCUUUUACAUGGACCACCUGGUGUGGGAAAAUCUCUAUUAGCUCAAGCACUCGCUGGAGAAUUAAAAUUACCGAUCCUAAAAACAACAUCAACUGAAUUAGUUUCUGGCAUAUCCGGUGAUUCCGAAUUUAAAAUUCGUAAAUUAUUCGAACAAGCUAAACGUCACUCUCCAUGUAUUUUAUUUAUCGAUGAGAUUGAAGCAAUAUCACAACGGCGUGAAUCAGCAUCGAAAGAUAUGGAAAGACGCAUCGUUACUCAAUUAUUAGCAUGUCUUGAUGAAUUAUCUCGUUUACCAAUGACUCGUGUUGUUAUUAUUGGUUCAACAAAUCGACCUGAUUCACUUGAUCCAGCACUGAGACGCGCUGGCCGAUUUGAUCAUGAAAUUUCACUUGGUAUCCCAAAUGAAAUUGAACGGCGAAGAAUUUUAACUAUGAUGUGUCGCAAAUUAACAUCCCUUGAUGCAACAUUUGAUCUCGAUGACGUUGUAAUGAAAACGCCUGGUUUUGUUGGCGCUGAUUUAAGUGCAUUGAUUGAUGAAGCAUUAGUAGCAGGAUUGAAUAGAAAGAUGAACAUGGAUUUGAAUACUAAUCAAUCGAUGAUUGAAUGGAUAAAACAAAAAAUUCAUGAGCCAGAAAGUGAGCCUGAAACUUCUGUAUUGAAUUCAUAUACGAUUACAAUGAAUGAUUUUCAUAUGGCUUUGAAGAGUGUUCAACCAUCAAGUAAACGAGAAGGUUUUGCCACAGUACCUGAUGUUACAUUUGAUGAUAUUGGUGCAUUAAAAGAUGUUCGUGAAGAACUUAGUAUGGCUAUUCUAGCAUCUAUUCGUCAUCCAACUUUGUAUGAUCGUUUUGGAUUUGUUCGAUCGCCCGGUGUAUUACUUGUCGGUCCACCAGGAUGUGGUAAAACUUUACUAGCUAAAGCUAUUGCUAAUGAAUCUGGCAUUAAUUUCAUAUCAGUUAAAGGACCUGAACUAUUAAAUAUGUACGUUGGUGAAAGUGAGCGAGCUGUUCGACAAGUAUUUCAACGAGCACGUGAUUCAAAUCCAUGUGUAAUAUUUUUUGAUGAAAUCGACGCAUUAUGUCCACGUCGUACAGCUCAUGACACUGGCUCGACAGCUCGAGUUGUUAAUCAAUUAUUAACGGAAAUGGAUGGAGUUGAUCAAACAACAACAACAAGCAAACGAGUUUAUGUCAUGGCAGCCACAAAUCGAAUGGAUAUUCUCGAUCCGGCUAUACUUCGUCCCGGUCGUCUCGAUAAACAUAUUUAUGUUGGUCUUCCAAAUGCUCAAGGUCGAUUUGAUAUUCUUAGAACAAUUACGAAAAAUGGUACUCGACCGCCACUAGCAUCGGAUGUUAAUUUAGAAGCGAUUAGUGAUGAUGAACGAUGUCAUGGUUAUACUGGUGCCGAUCUCGCUGCAUUAAUUCGUGAAGCAUCUGAAGUUGCAAUGACGGAACAUAUUUUGAAAUCAUUAUCUAUAGAAAAUGCCUGUGUCUAUCAAUCACAUAUAGAUCGAGCUUUUAGCAAAAUGAUUCCAUCCGUUUCUGAAGCGGAUCGUCAUCGAUAUGAAGAACUUCGUCAAUCAUGCCUUCGUUUGUAA
Molecule: messenger RNA, 2244 nt
Organism: Rotaria socialis
Lineage: Eukaryota; Metazoa; Rotifera; Eurotatoria; Philodinida; Philodinidae
Source: the annotation of a GenBank genome assembly